Cimex lectularius (bed bug) is the source of this 2928-nucleotide messenger RNA. It is a transcript of the gene fus, whose product is annotated as RNA-binding protein fusilli. Gene Ontology annotation, biological process: regulation of RNA splicing. The transcript is spliced from 11 exons. Gene Ontology annotation, molecular function: mRNA binding. The record is from RefSeq and is a predicted model, not a curated record. Lineage: Eukaryota; Metazoa; Arthropoda; Insecta; Hemiptera; Cimicidae. Gene Ontology annotation, cellular component: nucleoplasm; ribonucleoprotein complex. Bases 238 to 2283 code for a protein of 681 amino acids.
CCUCCAGGUCACCACACGGAAUCCGACAGGUGUCACAGAACCUCAAACGUGCCUCGGCCUCCCCCAGAAAACGAAACAUCACAGACGAUUUUCCAGACGGAGAAAAACAAAGGGGGGAAAGGCUGGAAAAUGAGCAGUUGAAAAGACUCGGGGUGGCUCUGCAGUAACGCAUUUCCCAAAGUCCCGAUACGGGAAAAGCCUCCUGACACGGUUCUCACCUGCGAUCGGGCCCCAGGGAUGGCUGUCUGUGGAUUGUAUGUGUCGACAUCAGGCCUCCAGGGCUCCUCUCUAGGCUCAGAUGAGCACAAUAUUGUUCUUUUAGGCUAUACUGUAAUAGAUAUAAACACAAAUCAGAUACUCGGCGUACAGGAGUAUCUGGUGAAACCGACAGACUGUGAUCUCAACACUAAUUUCCUCUCAGAGUCGGUUAAGCAAGAGACAAGGCUGACAGAGGCCGCAAUACGUACGUCAGGUGUUAACCUCCAAAAAGCUAUUUCCCUUUUUGAAUCUUAUUCAAGAUCUCUGGGCACAGAUCCGGCUUCUCUUGUGCUUACUACAGAUGGGCAGGCACCACUGCGUCAGUGCCUCCAUCCAGAGGCGACAGAUAAAGACAUAACCCUCCCUUCACAAUACACCUCGUUUUGUGACCUGCGAAAGGAUGUUGCACGAGUCUAUGGAGCAGGUGACGCAAAAUUCUCCUCGAUUCCUGAGAUGCUCACGUAUCUGGACAUUCCCAAUUCGUGUGAUACAUCAUUUUUCUCCAAAGAGCUAAGAGACAUGACUAACAUCAUCCAUAGGCUCAUCUCUGAUGGAUACAAGUUUACCGAGGUCGAGACGAUACAGCUCUACCUGGAACCUGGAAUUUGUUCAAAAGAUGAGGAAGUGGAUAGCAAUUGCGUAGUACGAGCACGUGGCCUACCCUGGCAAUCCAGCGAUCAGGACAUUGCUAAAUUUUUCCGAGGACUUAAUAUAGCAAAGGGAGGUGUUGCUCUCUGUUUAUCUCCAGUUGGUCGUAGAAACGGGGAGGCAUUAGUACGCUUUGAAUCACCUGAACACAGGGACAUGGCACUGAAAAGGCACCGGCACCAUAUUGGUAAUCGCUACAUCGAGGUGUACCGAGCACUUGGAGAAGACUUUGUCAAUGUGGCUGGAGGAGCAAACAACGAGGCUCAGGCCUUUUUGACCAAAGGUGCCCAGGUCAUAAUAAGAAUGAGAGGCCUACCAUAUGACUGUACUGCCCGCCAAGUAAUGGACUUCUUUGAAAACGGUGAGAAUAGUGUAAGUGUUAUGGACGGCGAAGAGGGGAUACUUUUUGUUCAAAAACCUGAUGGGAGGAGUACUGGGGAUGCCUUUGUGCUCUUCAAGGAAGAGAAAGACGCACCAAAAGCUCUCUCCAGGCAUCGUGAAUCUAUUGGCGCUCGUUAUAUCGAACUUUUUCGGAGCACCACUGCCGAAGUUCAGCAGGUCCUGAAUCGAGCGAUGAUUACUCCUGAACAAAUAAAGCCAGUGGCACCGCCAAUUCAGCCGAUGCCAGCAGUUCCACUUCUACCUCAGCACCUCAUCACAUCAGGUACUAUGAAGGACUGCAUACGAUUACGUGGACUGCCAUACGAAGCACAGGUUGAAAACAUACUCGAGUUCCUUGGCGAGCAUGCCAAAAAUAUAAUAUUUCAAGGCGUGCACAUGGUGUAUAACAGUCAGGGUCAGCCAAGUGGUGAAGCUUUUAUCCAAAUGGACAGCGAAACGUCCGCUUUUAAUGCUGCUCAAUUACGACAUAAUCGGUACAUGAAUUUUGGAAAGAAACAGCGAUACAUCGAAGUGUUUCAAUGUUCGGGGGAUGACAUGAUGCUUGUGCUCUCUGGAGGACUGCCUCUCCCAGGACAGUUGAGCCCUCCAAUGGCACCGGUGGCCGCACCCAAGACAGUAGCAGGGGCCACGGCACAAACAGUAGCAGCCACCUCCGCACUCCUUUCGCCAGGUAUUUACGAAUACGGCGCACCGGGCGGGGGCCAGCAGGAGUUGCUGUUCCAUGGCUUUGGGGCCGGACAGGUGGCACAAGUCCCACUAGCGGUCCCACCGCCCCCCCAGCAGCCCCCGCCAGGCCUAUUUGUCCUUCCAAAGUUUGUGGUGCCGCAGCUCAAACGCACCUGGAACCAAGCAUUCAUUCCGGCUCACUCGCCCCACCACCCUUCCCACCCGGCACAUUUGAACCCUUACCAACACUUCGGACCCACUCCGAAAUACCCUAGACCCGUCAUUUCAACAUUUUUCCCUACGAUUUAGACUUUACUCAAGCUAAAUACACUGUCAACUUCAUGAUGAUUUACAAAAGGAAUUAAGCGAUUAAUUGUUCAUUUUACGGGUCAAUUACAUAGGCUGUACCUUUCACAUUUACAAGAUGGAUUUUCAUUAAAUUUUAACAAUUAUUACUACAUUAACUUUUUUUUAUGAGAUGAAUCAAUGAAACAAAGGGAAUGUUUUUCUUUGUUUUAUUUUAAGAUGUAAAUUAUUAAUCGACUCAUUUUUAAAAAUUACUUAAUAAACUUUCAAGCUGAAUCUAUGAAAUAAAAAGUAAUUACAAUUUAAAAUAUGAGCCAAUUUAGUUAGAUAGACCCAUUUCCUUAUUAGGAAUUAGGAUUUUUUUUCAAUGAUUAUAGUAAUAAAGAUUCCCAUUUUUCAUAAUAUGUUAUACCAAGACAUUUUGGUAGGGGUAUCCUACAUUUUAAAAUUUUAAAAAACAAUUUCCAAUCAAAUUUAAAGAUUUAUUAUUAAAUUGUAUCGUUUUAAUUGUAAUUGUUUAAAGCUAGAUCGUAAUAACCUCUCUCCCAAAUUUCCCAGGCUUGUUAAGUUCCCAGAACCGAGUGAGACAUUCUCAUUCCACAAUUAGUUUUUGUAUUUCAUUUUUAAGAUCUUAAUUUUUUUCUCUAU